Molecule: messenger RNA, 1232 nt
Organism: Hibiscus syriacus
Lineage: Eukaryota; Viridiplantae; Streptophyta; Magnoliopsida; Malvales; Malvaceae
Product: bZIP transcription factor 44-like
Exons: 1
Coding region: 590-1075 (161 amino acids)
Biological process (GO): positive regulation of DNA-templated transcription
Cellular component (GO): nucleus
Molecular function (GO): transcription cis-regulatory region binding; DNA-binding transcription factor activity
Source: RefSeq, a predicted model, not a curated record
CAUCUCUCCCCCCCCCCCAUAGAAUAUAGGCUGUUUCUGCGCUCUUCUCCUCCUCCUUGGACCUAAGGUCCUGCUGGUUCUUUUCAUAUCCUUUUGGAAGGUAUUUGCCCUUCUAUCGGGGGCUUUUUGGUUGUUAUUCUGGAGUCCAUACCAAAAACCCAUAAAGUCAACUCUUAUUUUAUAGCAGAAAAGGGCUUGUUUUUUGGUGAUAGAUUCUGCCAAAAAUAAGUUUUACUUAUUCCACUCUGCUGUAAAUCUUCAUGCUGCAUAACUUCUUGUUGUUGCUUGAGACUCAUGUCUCCAGUUGUCAGUGAAAUCCUCCGAUCCGGGUUUAUGAUAAAUUCUUCCCUCAGACGCAGGACCCAUCUCGUUCAAUCUUUCUCAGUUGUGUUCCUCUAUUGGUUCUAUGUUUUCUCAUAAAUAAGCUUUCUUUAAUUGCUUGAUUUUCACUAUUUAUAUACAUAUAUAACUAUCUGUCUAUACUGAUUAGCUAGUAUCGGUGUCCUGCCGCCUCUGAGUUUUUAUUAUCCUGAAAUAUUAGUCAUCUCUAUUGAAGUUUCAGCCUUGUUUUUGGUGUAAGUAUAUUAAUAUGGCUUCGUCCAGUGGAAACUCCAAUUCCACAAGCUCCUCCCAGAUUCACAACUCUGGGUCCGAAGAGAAGUACUUGCAUCAGAUGAGCAUGAUGGAUCAAAGAAAGAGGAAGAGGAAGGAAUCAAACAAGGAAUCAGCCAGAAGAUCUCGGGUGAGAAAACAGCAGCACUUGGAUGAUUUGACGGCCCAAGCGACUCAGCUAAGCAAAGACAAUAACCAAAUUCUCACAAGCAUCAACUUCACUAACCACCACUAUUUGACCAUUGAGGCCGAGAACUCGGUUCUGUGGGCUCAGAUGAUGGAACUGAGUCAAAGACUCGAGUCUCUGACCCAAAUCCUGAGUUAUAUCAACGUCCCUACCCUGUUGUAUGAAACUGAUCAGUGCUUUGAAGCAAGUGGCAACCACAGUUUCGACAACCCUUUCAAUCUGCCUUAUCUUAACCAACCCAUCAUGGCCUCUCCAGACAUCUUUGAAUACUACUGAUCCAUAAUAACCUAUCAUUAAUUACUUAUAAAUGGAUGAAAAAAUAUGGUCAAAAUCCAGGGAUAUCUUUGAAUAUUAUGUUUUCUUCACUUGGCUGGGGUCUUUUGUCUCCUUCCACAUCUUGUAAUUUAUGGUGUCAGCCCCUCAUGUUUGUAAA